AUGCCACCAGUUAUUACUGCAAUUAGCACAAGAGACGCAAGAUUUCAGCUGCAGCCAGGUGAAGGUACAGAUGCGGUACACUCUCUAUCAGUCUACGCGUACGCAGUUGCUCUAUUGGAGACGGAUACGAGCGACUUGAAAGGAUCCGGACUAGCCUUUACAUUGGGACAAGGCAACGAUCUCGUUUGCCAGGCCAUUGAAACUCUGGCCAAACCGCUUCUAGGUCGAGACAUCGAAAGCAUCAUGGCGGAAUUUGGCAAGGUGUUUAGGUCUAUUGCAGACCAUCCCUCCUAUCGAUGGCUGGGACCACAUAAAGGCGUUGUUCAUCUAGCUCUUGCAGCUAUCACUAACGCUUGCUUUGAUUUAUGGAGCAAGUGCAGGGGACUGCCACUCUGGAAGCUGCUGUUGUCCCUUAAUGUUGAUGAAAUUAUUUCAUUUCUCGACUUCAGUUAUGUCAAAGAUGUUUUCUCUGAGGAGGAAGCUCGAAAAAUACUGGAGGACAUGAUGCCUUCUAGAGCUCAACGAAUGGAUGUGCUCGAGAGUGGGUAUCCCGGAUAUGACACCAGCUUUGGUUGGCUGCAUUUUGAUGAUGACACUAUUGUCAGAAACGUUGAGAAAGCAACAAAGAGUGGAUUCAAAGCAUUGAAAUUAAAAGUAGGAUCGAAAGACAAAGCAAGAGAUAUACGCCGGGCCAAGCUAGUUCGCAAACUGGUUGGCCCGGAUGUCAAAUUGAUGUUUGAUGCUAAUCAACAAUGGUCACUCUCGACUGCAGUAGAAAUGUGUGAGGCUUUAAAGGAAGUGAACCCUUACUGGAUUGAAGAGCCUACACACCCGGAUGACGUGUUUUCUCAUCAAAGUCUUGUCAGAGCUGGCUAUCCCAUCGCCAUAGGAGAGGCUAUACCAAACCGCGUGACAUUCAAGAACUUCAUGCAGGCACAGGCAGCUAACUUCAUUCAGGUUGAUCCUUCAAGAACUGGAGGCAUCAGCGAGACUAUCCUUGUAGCAAUGAUGGCCAAAAAGUUUUGUCUUCCUGUUGUUCCACAUGUUGGCGACAUGGGACAAAUCAGCCAACACCUAGUAUUAUUCUACCACAUUGCGCUGGGACACGAGAAACUUUUUCUUGAAUAUAUUCCACAUCUCAGGAAGUAUUUUGUUACUCCUGCCCAAGUCAAUGAAGGAGUAUACAGGGUGCCCGAAGAACCAGGAGCUAGUAGCGAUCUAAGAGACUAACUUCAAUAAUGUAGUGUAUUAGUAUUGAUGCUCUCUAAGAAUGUAUGAUAGCGCAUGCGCAUAUGUUUU
Corticium candelabrum is the source of this 1299-nucleotide messenger RNA. Its product is annotated as mitochondrial enolase superfamily member 1-like. The record is from RefSeq and is a predicted model, not a curated record. The coding region runs from base 1 to 1230 and encodes 409 amino acids. Gene Ontology annotation, biological process: amino acid catabolic process; carbohydrate catabolic process. The transcript is spliced from 4 exons. NCBI's taxonomy places the organism in Eukaryota, Metazoa, Porifera, Homoscleromorpha, Homosclerophorida, Plakinidae. Gene Ontology annotation, molecular function: hydro-lyase activity; magnesium ion binding.